AUGACACCAGAUAUCCCGAAAACUACGAAACAGUGGAAUGUUACGAGCAAUGAUGGCAAAGAUAGAUUCGGCGCAUUGAAAUACUCGGAGCAGAAAAUUGCAGAGCUUGGAGAUAGCGAGGUUCUCGUAAAGCUACAUGCUGCCUCUCUAAAUUACCGCGAUCUUAUAAUCCCCCAAGGAAAAUAUCCCUUCCCCGUAGCGCCAAACAUCAUCCCCGGUUCCGACGGCGCAGGCACCGUCCUCGCUGUUGGAAGACAAGUUACGCGCUUCAAACCCGGCGACAAGGUUGUCACCCUAUUCAACCAAGAGCACAUCGGCGGUCCCAUCACUCAAACCAGCGCUGCUUCAGGCCUCGGAGGAUCUCGCCAUGGCGUCCUCCGCUCCAUCGGCGCCUUCAACGAGCAAGGCCUUGUUCACCAGCCGUCUAGUCUAACUGCCGUUGAAGCUGCCACACUUCCCUGCGCCGGCGUCACGGCAUGGAAUGCAUUGUACGGCGUAUCUGACAAUCAAGUCGCUCCCGGCCAGUGGGUUCUCACCCAGGGAACCGGUGGCGUGAGCAUCUUUGCACUGCAGUUUGCCAAGGCGGCUGGCGCUCGAGUCAUUGCCACAACGGGGUCCAACGACAAGGUCGAAGUCUUGAAGAAACUUGGUGCGGAUCACGUCAUUAACUACAAGGAGAACCCUGAAUGGGGAACAAAAGCAAAGGAGAUUACUGGAGGUGUUGGUGUAGACCACAUCGUUGAGGUUGCAGGUCCCAAGUCCAUGGAGCAAAGCCUCAAGGCAGUAAAGGUGUCUGGGUUGAUUACCAUUAUUGGCUUUGUGGGUGGCUUUACCAAGGAUCAACCUGGGUUUAUUGAGUGCUUGAACAACAUCUGCACGACGAGGGGUAUUUUGGUUGGCAGCAGGAAACAGAUGGAGGAUAUGUGUCUUGCUAUUGACGGGAACCCUGACAGGUUGAAGCCGGUGGUUGACGAAAAGACGUUUGACUUGGAACAGUUGAAGGAAGCGUACGAGUAUCAGUGGUCAGGGCAACAUUUUGGCAAAGUCUGCGUGACUAUUGCAUAA
Molecule: messenger RNA, 1065 nt
Organism: Pochonia chlamydosporia 170
Lineage: Eukaryota; Fungi; Ascomycota; Sordariomycetes; Hypocreales; Clavicipitaceae
Product: zinc-binding dehydrogenase
Exons: 3
Coding region: 1-1065 (354 amino acids)
Molecular function (GO): oxidoreductase activity
Source: RefSeq, a predicted model, not a curated record